Molecule: messenger RNA, 2133 nt
Organism: Cucumis melo (muskmelon)
Lineage: Eukaryota; Viridiplantae; Streptophyta; Magnoliopsida; Cucurbitales; Cucurbitaceae
Product: protein WVD2-like 5
Exons: 9
Coding region: 377-1885 (502 amino acids)
Molecular function (GO): microtubule binding
Source: RefSeq, a predicted model, not a curated record
AAAAUAAAUAAAUUUUGUGUUUUUAUAUUUUUUCCAUUAAAAUUCUGUGUCUUCUUCAUCUUCUCUUUUCUCUUUCUUCUUUGAUAGAAAGCGGACUUGACCUGGAAAUGGAUUUGAAUGCUACUGUUCUCUCCACUCCCCGCUUCUAAGAUUUCCAUUUCCCUCUCAUUUUUCUCUUUCAAUUCCUUCUCCAAUUCCUUCUCCCAUUCUUCAAAUCUCUAGAUCUUGUUUCGGAUCCUUGGAUCUCUCUUCCCCCAUUAUCUCCUUUCUCUUUUCCUCCAGAUCUCUUCUAUCUCACCAACUCCAUUCCAACCCUACGCGCUUCUGUCUUUCAUGAGGUUCUGAUCGUUUUGCGCGGUUCUCGAGUUUACACCAAAUGAUGGAAUCGGAAAUCCUUGUACCUGCUGAUGGGCUCAAACUGACCCUUCAAAAUGGGUUUCAUGAGCAUGUUUCUGCCGCAGAGGAAAUUGUUCCUAAAGCGAUUGUGAGUGAGGACAUAGACAAAGACACAGGGUCUCCAAUGCAGCAAGAAAAUAUCGAAGAUGAUAUCAGUGGCAGUACAACUAAUGAAUCGACCACAAGGGAACUCACAGAGGGAUUGAAUUUUCCAGAAGAAAGCGAUAUAUCAAUCCUUCCUAAGGAAGGAGAGGAAAAGAGUGUCGAUCCUCCCAAGAAAGUGAAACCAGAGAAGGCCCAAAUCAAGAGCAAGAAUGAAAAGUCAUCAAGCCUUAAACACGUUUCUUCGACUGGGGUGAAGAAGAAUAAAGAUGGAAAAGAGGCAGAACAUCUUUUAAAUGGUUCAGGUACAGGUGUAUCGCAUUCACACCCAAAACAGCCUAGUAAGAGUAGAUCAUUCAAUGAGAGGCAAGCUCAAGUGCCAAAGCAAACUGAGAAGUCUGAUGGGGAAGGCUCCAAGGAGAAUACGAGCCUGAAACCUUUGAAGAAAGGUCAACCUAGUAAAUCAGAAGGAGAGUCGGAAUCUUCUAUAAGUCCCAGAGCAGGAGAUGAAAAACCAAAUAGGGUUGGGAGACUUCCUAACUAUGGUUUUAGUUUUAGAUGCAAUGAGCGUGCUGAGAAAAGAAAAGAGUUCUAUUCGAAACUUGAGGAAAAGAUACAAGCUAAGGAAGUAGAAAAGAACACUUUACAGGCAAAGUCCAAGGAAACUCAAGAGGCUGAGAUUAAAAUGCUUAGAAAGAGUUUGAACUUUAAAGCUACUCCCAUGCCGAGCUUUUAUCAGGAACCACCACCUCCCAAAGUAGAAUUGAAAAAGAUACCACCUACAAGAGCCAAGUCUCCCAAGCUUGGCCGAAAGAAGAGCUCAACCCCAGCAGACUCUUCAAGUAAUGAUGGCGGUGAUGUGCGAUCAGCUCGCUUAAGUCUCGACGAGAAUGUGGCUCUGAAUAACAAUUCUAAGGGGGUUUAUCCUGUCCGUUCAGACAAGCCAAAACGAAGGUCUCUUCCUAAUCUGCCUUCUGAGAAAAUUACAAUACCUGGGGUCAUAACAAACGCGGGUGGGAAAACUUCAGCAACCAAGGUGAAAAAUGUGGAGAAGGAGAAGGAGAAGGAAAAGCCUACUUCAGCAGCAUCAACCACUACAAAUGGAAAGAAAGAAGAAAAACGAACAUCAUCUGAGGCGGCGGCAGCAACAACAACAUCAACAAAGAAGUCUGCCAGUUUAAGAUCGACAAACGAAGAGAAAACUGCUCCAUCGAUCGCAUCAAACGAAGUCGUGAAUAUCAGCCGGGAAGAGGAGAAUGGAGUUGAACCUAGCAAAACAGAGAACCAGAACCAUACAGACGACGAACUGGAGAACGAAGAACAAGAUCAGCAACAGAACUCAGAGGAAGAAGGCACAGUCCAAUCAUCCAACAUCAUCAUCGUUUGAAGCACUGUCGUGCGAGAUUGGAUGAUGCCAUUUUGGGAAAAAGAAAAACAGAAGAAAAUGGUAUGAAAUGAUGAGAUAUGAUAUGAUGAUGAGACGUGAGUUAUUUUGACAUUUUAAGAAGUGAAGUGAAGUGAAGUGAAGUGGAGUGAUGAAGUGAAGAGAUGAUGAUAUAUUUUGUGAUUGUUAUGUAUUAUUAUUAUCAUUAAAAUUAAUAUUAUUAUGUGUUUUUGUGUUCAUAAAGCAUCAAA